Messenger RNA from Musa acuminata AAA Group (dessert banana), 2449 nucleotides. RefSeq names its product nuclear intron maturase 1, mitochondrial-like. Bases 120 to 2303 code for a protein of 727 amino acids. The record is from RefSeq and is a predicted model, not a curated record. NCBI's taxonomy places the organism in Eukaryota, Viridiplantae, Streptophyta, Magnoliopsida, Zingiberales, Musaceae. The transcript has a single exon. Gene Ontology annotation, biological process: mRNA processing.
GCAUAUUUUGCGAAUAGAAUGCCUUUUGAGGCCGUGUGGUUUCAAUGCCGAGCACUUGUGAGCAUUACCUGUUUGAUUAAAAGCCUCUGAGAAUCUAAUACCAACAUCAUACACCAACUAUGCCCUGUCCAACCCCCAUAUCCCUCUUCUUCCUCCUCCGGCACCACCGCACGUCCUCCCUCCUCCUCUUGCUCUCUCCCCGCUCCACUUCCACCCUCGCCCACAACCGUCAUCCGUGUCCUCCCUCCUCCUCCGACGACGUCGAUCUCCUCCGAAAACAGGAAGAGCAGCGGCAAGCUCUCCAGAACCCGUAUGAUCUGAUGAAGGAAGAUCCCAUUCAGGUGUGCUCCGACCUAUGGGUGCGCUGCUUUGGCCGUCCCGCCGACGCCCCGCCGCUUCCUAACCUCACCGGAUUCCUCAAAAAGUUCGACCUCUGGGUCCUCGCCUACCAGCGCGCCUGCGCCCACCACACCGGCUCCUUCCCCCCUCGGGGUGCCAUCCACCUCCCCCACCUCCGCUCCCUCCUCGCUCUCCAGGUCUCCGUCCUCGCCUCCCCCCGCCGCCCCCACCCCUGGGGCGCCUCCACCCACCUCCUCCUCCGCUCCCCCGUCGACCCACCUUCCACCCGCCCGAUCUCCCGCCGCAAGUUUCAGGCCCUCCUCGACGCCGCCCCGCCCCCCUUCCAGGACCGCGUACUCCAGGAGCUCUUGCUCCUUCUCCUCGAGCCUGCGUUUGAGCCCCGCUUCUCCCCCAAGUCCCACGCCUUCCGCCCCGGCCGCAGCCCCCACACUGUCCUCCGCACAUUACGCUCCCACUUCGCCGGCUACCUAUGGUUCCUCAAAGCCGACCUUUCCAGCGUUGCGGACGGCCUCGGAACUGAUGUCAUCCUGCGCUGCGUCGAGAGGGGCGUGUCGGACCGCAAAGUCCUCAGCUUGAUUAAAUCUGCGCUGAGGACGCCCGUCAAGGCAGGGUCUCUGCCACGGGAUCAGGAAGUGGACCGGUUGACCAAGAAGCGGAUGAAGCGGAAGAUGCUGAGGAAGAGAAGGAAGAAGAAGGUUCUGAACGAGAAUGAACCUAAACCGGACCCUUACUGGUUGCGCACGUUCUUCGGUUUCGCUCCACGGGAAGCCACCUGGGUUCCAAAUUACGGCCACUGCGGGAUCCUGAGCCCUCUGCUUGCUAAUAUCUGUCUUAGUGAACUGGACUACUGGAUGGAAGAGAGGAUCGCUAAAUAUUUCCGUGCAUCCAAGCUCGACUCCAUUUGGAAGGAGUCUAUCAACGAUGGUUCUCAUAACCCCGCCUGGCCUGAAUUUGUUCCGUCGAGUGGGAAUGAGAAGACCAGGAAGAUGGACUAUAUUCGUUAUGGGUCUCACAUAUUGAUUGGAAUUCGAGGACCGAGAGAGGAUGCAGUGGAAUUGAGGAAGGCUCUGAUUGAAUUCUGCGAGAUCACUUAUGGGUUGAGGUUAGAGAAUUCAGAGACAGAGAUUGAGCACAUUACUAGGGGGAUUGAGUUCUUGGAUCAUGUGAUUUGUCGGAGGGUGAUACACCCUACGUUGCGGUAUACGGCCACAGGUGGAAAUAUCAUAAGCCAGAAAGGUGUUGGCACACUGCUCUCCAUCACUGCAAGCAUGCAACAGUGCAUCAGAAAGUUUAGACGACUUGAGCUUGUCAAGGGGGAUAAGGAUCCUGAGCCAUUGCCCUGCACGCCAAUGCUGUAUUCUGGUCAGGCACACACCAACUCUCAGAUGAACAAGUUCCUUGAGACAAUGGCGGAUUGGUACAAAUAUGCAGACAACCGAAAGAAGGUUGUUGGGUUUUGUGGUUAUGUCAUUAGGAGUUCCUUGGCUAAACUGUAUGCUGCAAGGUAUAGACUGAAGUCUCGUGCCAAGGUUUACAAGAUUGCUUCACGUGAUCUAAGCCAUCCACUGAGAGAGAGCUCAAGGAAUGAUGCACCAGAGUUUUCUGAUCUUCUGAGGAUGGGCCUUGUUGAUGCCAUUGAUGGUAUUCAGUUCUCUCAUAUGUCACUGAUACCAUCAUGCGAUUACAUACCAUUCCCAAGGAACUGGGUACCUGAUCAUGAGCUGGUAUUGCGUGAAUAUAUUAAGUUGCAAGAUCCAAAGUUCUUUUGUGAAUUGCACAAGUCAAUAAAGCAGCAAGAAUUAAGUUCACCACAAGAUGAUAUUUCUAAGGUUGUUUGGGAUUACAAGGUUUUUGGAGUUUGGAGCAAAUCACAAAGAACCACGAAAGAACAAGGGAAGUUGGAGGAGGGUGCCAAUGCUUGUAGAGUUUCUUGUGCAGGAUGAGAUUGUACCAAGCAGUAAAGUGUUGUAUCAUUUCUAGAUCUCCUUUCAGAUGGAACAUCUUUGAUCAUUCACUUCUUGAAGAUGUAAAAAUCUGAGAGUGGUUAGGUUAACAAUGAUAGCAGCGAACUGGACAGCACCUUAGAGAU